GACAUUUGAUGAUAAUUUAUUAGGUAUAUUUAUUUUUUAACUAAACAACUUAGCAAAACAAUGAUAGAUUUAACGAAUUAACAAUUACAAAUAACGGAAACUAUUUAGAUCACAAACAACUAAUUACAUUUUUAUUUAAAUUAUUUCAAGUUUAACCAAAAUAAAUGACUAUAUUCGUACUGUCUACAUGAGCUUGGAUUUGCAAGAAAGUAACGAAACACAACAACUCAUGCAGAAUGACGGCGAGGACGAAGAGCAGAAGGUGUCAUUGUCUGCAACAUCGCCUGUAACAAGUAACAAAAUGUCUAGUGGAGCUGCAAGUUUAACAUCUAAAAAUGCUCAGGCAUUUACGAAUACAGCAAAUAGCUUGAACGACUCCACUAAAAUGUCGUACGUCAAUGAGCGAAGACAACACCGUGAUUUCAUGCGCGCAUAUAACAACAGGCCUAAACACAUACCCAAAGAAACGCCAGAUGUGAAGCAUAUGGAAAAAGCAUUGCUGGAAUUACUGGAUGAUUUUCAUACUGGGAAGUUGAGUGCAUUUAGUACUGGAUGUAGUAUGGAACAGAUGAUAAAUGUAAGGGACCAACAAGAACAUUUAGCCAGAUUGCACUUUAGAUUAUAUGGUGAUCCAGAAAAGCCUUCAGAGGAUACCUUUGAAAAUACUUCAUCCAAAGACAAAAUGAGCCAACUUGUGCAGAGUUUGGAACAGUUGUCAACGUCUAUUGAACAUCUGCAGUCUGAUGAAGUAGCAAGCACUAGUGGUGAUAGUAAGGAAUGAUUGUAUUAUUAUUUGAAGCUAGAAGAAAUAUAAUGAGUAAUGAUAUUUAAGAAACAAGUUGUUCAUAGGACUAUGAUAUGUACAGUGAUAAAAGUAUUUAAUUAAGUAAGUACAUUGCGAAAAACAACUUUAAAUUUUUCUCUCAUUCAUGAACUUGAACUGAAUUGCAGUAUAUUGUACAAAUAUGUAAUUAAACAUCAGUUUUAUUUGUGGUUUGUGUAAAAUGUAAAAUUGUAUAAGUUUAAAAUGGUUUAUAAUAUUGUUUCAAGGUGAUAAUUAAUUAUGAGUAAAUCUUAAAAAAAUUGUAUG
Colias croceus (clouded yellow) is the source of this 1090-nucleotide messenger RNA. Its product is annotated as coiled-coil domain-containing protein 28A. The record is from RefSeq and is a predicted model, not a curated record. NCBI's taxonomy places the organism in Eukaryota, Metazoa, Arthropoda, Insecta, Lepidoptera, Pieridae. The transcript has a single exon. Bases 188 to 781 code for a protein of 197 amino acids.